GUUCACGGGAUUUCUUACCAAGUGGCAAGGGACUGACGCUCAUCAAUAUAAAUUUAAGUACUCUACGGUCCGGUUCCUAGACAUACUCCGCGAUUUCCCCGAGCUUUGGUUCAAGGUCUUUUAAGGUGCUCCCAUCAAGCGCUCCUUGACCUCCCGUUCUCACACCUUCUCCUCGACACUCACAGGCUUCAGCCAUCGCAAAAGUGACCCCGUCCUCGCAUGCCUGCUGUUGACGUAGCCGUCGACGCUUCUGCCGCGUCUGCGGGGUCGGUUUCGCUAUUUUCGACGGCAACGACGUACGAUGCCGUUUUGGGCACACUGUUGGCCGGGAAUGGAAACCUCGAGCAAGAUCUGGAAACACUGCAAGCAUGGAAGGAAGCUUUCGAGAGAAGUGGGCGCAAGAUGCUGAAGUGUACGUGUGUCAUCGCAAGUGCCCAUACGGAUGAGCAGUUCACGUGUUCGCCAACUCGGUAUUGACACAGCGAUUCGAAGCAGCGCGGGCCCGCUUGGAAGAGCUCGGGCGGCCUUCCGAAGAGCUCCAGCUCUUUCAUGGAACUGCCGAAGCUAAUUUUGAGUCGAUCUUACGAGAUGGCUUACACGUUGGCGGCACUCGCGGGAUCGAUAUUGGGAUUGGCUGCGCGUCCGGGGUGGGGAUCUAUCUUGUCGACUACGCGGCCGGUGCCAUGGGAUAUACCAAAGGGGCGAACAAGGUCUUUGGGUGCCGCGUGCUCCCUGGCAAGGUGACUGGCGACGUCGAGAAGGUUCGGAAGAUACCUAAUGUAGACCUGGGUGUCGGCGCAGAACGCUUCGACUCGUACUGCGGGCCUUACGAGAAAGGUAAACUGUACGUGGUGCGAUCUCCUGACCUCGUCUUGCCCUGCUACAUGAUCGAAUUUGAGGCACAGGAGCCGUUAUCGAAACAGCCGAGGCAUGGUGCGCCCCAGGCGCUAUACCCUAUGGUGCCGCCCAAUGGCGGCCCACAGCGUAAGGCGCCCCGCGCAACAGCUCGUGUAAGCAAGACUAAGACCAAGGCGAUGGCUGCGGGUCGGUCAUCGCGGACCGUUUCCUCCGAGGGCAAGUACGGUCCGAAGCCGGCCGCGUCACAGCCAACCCCUGAUGUCGCCAAACCGGCCAAGCGCAUUCGCAAGCAAUUCUCCUCUCAGGAUGAAGGCCAAGAAGCAGGCAAAUCAGCGCAGGAAGGCAUGAUAACGCGACGGAGAGCCGCCGCUCUCAGAGAACUCCAGGUUCAUCAAUAGACACGGUAUACAACCGCUGGCUGCUUUCCGCCAAUACCAUUCUGCCCAGGGGUCAGAUGGUGUCGUCCGGUGGUUCCCCUUAGCCGUGAUGACCCAUGCUGUUCUGGAUCUCGAAUUCUCCACGGGCUCAUCCUUCCGAGGUUCGAUCAGGAGUACCAUCGCCAACAUAUGAUCUGGGAGGCUUUGAUAAUAACGUCUUUGCACAAGCAUAGGCGGUAACCGGCGGGCAAAAGCACUUGAUUGGGAUGUCACAUGCGUUACAAAACGUCAUUUCAAUGGGCCGGUUACACGUUGACUCUUACCUUCAAUGUUGCACGUAUUCUCUGCUCUGAGCUUGCUCGAGCUGCACAUAAGAAGGCAGAGGGAUAUUCAUGGUCAUCCAUCUUCACGACUCUUGCUCUCCGUCAAUCAACCUUAGGAAAGGAGACAUUCACCCUGCUUCUUCGGUAUGCAACCCCAGGAAAGGCGACCUUCCAGGCCGCAUUCUGGAACUUCAACAGCCUCAACGGGCUCCGAUUUCCCACGAUUGCAUUUCUGUGACGGUCACACCUGGGAUCUAUAGGGGCCGUACCUUCUCCCUGCCGUGCGGCACUCACGCAAGAGUGCCCACCUAUUUAUUCAUCCAGUUGCCGGACCCGGGGCACGCCUCCUUUCUUCUCUCCCGACCGACCUUCGAUUGCUCUGUCUCGUCGCCAUGUCGAAAUCUUGGAGGGCUCGCGUACCAUUCCACCACAGCGAAAAGGAGAAGAACACGACUUCACACAUCGAGCGCACUUUCGAUAACGAUGGAUCGGACGGCACCAUGAUUAGUGACCACGUAAGCCUGUAUCCAAACAGAUGGGCGAAGUUCAGAUCAUACAUCCGGGAAUACGCUGCGGAAUUCUUGGCGACGAUGAUCAUGAUCAUCUUCGGGAACGGUGUGGACUGCCAGGUAGUUCUUUCGGGCAGCACCGCCGUAGCUUCCAGCCAGAAGGGUUCUUACCUGUCCAUUAGUUUCGGAUGGGCUUGCGGUGUCGCGCUUGGCGUCUGGGUCACCGGAGGUAUUUCUGGAGCACACUUGAACCCUGCUAUUACUAUCAUGCUCGCCACCUUCCGCGAUUUCCCUUGGCGAAAGGUCCCUGGGUACUGCCUCGCUCAGUUGCUCGGGGCUUGGGUCGGAGCCUUGGUCAUCUACGCGAACUAUUUUCAUGCUAUCGACCUCUUCGAGGGCGGCAAAGGGGUUCGUACCGUACCAGGCACAGCGUCUCUCUUUGCUACCUACGCUGCCGACUACAUGACCAGCGUAUCAUGCUUCUUCGAUGAGUUCAUCGGCACUGUCGUUCUGGUAAUCGUUGUUCUGGCCAUCUCCGACAAGACCAACGGUCCCCCGCCUCCGGGCCUCAACGCGCUCGUGCUCUUCAUUCUUAUCCUGGGUAUCGGCGCCGCACUUGGUAUGGAGACCGCAUAUGCCAUCAACCCCGCGCGUGAUCUCGGCCCACGAAUUAUGACUGCCAUGGUCGGCUAUGGAAAAGACGUUUUCACCUACCGCAACCAAUACUGGUUAUGGUGUCCCAUCAUCGCUCCCAUUGCCGGCGCACUCGUUGGUGCUGCCAUCUACGACGGCUUCAUCUUUGAGGGCUCAGAGAGCAUCGUCAACAGGCCUAACAAGGCAGCGCGGCUACACCACGAGCAUGCCCCCGCGGAAGAGCAACAGCUCCCUCCAGCAGGUGCCUACGCCGUCUAAAUCCGCAACGGCCGCAUGCUUCGCCCACCUUCGCAUAUCCUUCAUGUUACAUACUGGGGCUUGUGAGACCGGGACUGGACCGGAAAAAAAGACUGCGCGUAAGGCCCGCCGCCGUCAGCGAUGAUGUCUUUCCCCCCUUCACGUCAUGACGUACCACCAUGGACGCACGCUAUCGCACACAACAACACCACACGACAGAUAACGACCGUCAUUUUCGAGGGAAGAUUGUACUGCGCUGUCCUGUCAGUGUAUAUAGCUGUGCUUCUCCUCGCCGUGAUGUUUGUUGUUUCCACUAUCUUAUCCCUAUUCAUUCACGAAUCACGUCUAGCACAUACCUUGUAUCGUAUGAUAUAUAUCCAUAGCAGAGCGAUGUAAAUUCGCAUUGUAUU
Messenger RNA from Punctularia strigosozonata HHB-11173 SS5, 3368 nucleotides. RefSeq names its product aquaporin. The record is from RefSeq and is a predicted model, not a curated record. Gene Ontology annotation, cellular component: plasma membrane. The transcript has 12 exons. Lineage: Eukaryota; Fungi; Basidiomycota; Agaricomycetes; Corticiales; Punctulariaceae. Gene Ontology annotation, molecular function: glycerol channel activity; water channel activity. Bases 1951 to 2979 code for a protein of 342 amino acids. Gene Ontology annotation, biological process: glycerol transmembrane transport; water transport.